This is a messenger RNA of Sinocyclocheilus rhinocerous, 852 nucleotides long. RefSeq names its product protein AAR2 homolog. NCBI's taxonomy places the organism in Eukaryota, Metazoa, Chordata, Actinopteri, Cypriniformes, Cyprinidae. The record is from RefSeq and is a predicted model, not a curated record. Bases 1 to 852 code for a protein of 283 amino acids. The transcript is spliced from 3 exons. Gene Ontology annotation, biological process: spliceosomal tri-snRNP complex assembly.
AUGGCAGGCACAGAUAUGGACCCCGAGGUGGCUCGGGGCUUAUUUGAAGUAGGAGCCACGCUUGUUUUACUUGGUGUUCCUCAGGGAUCAGUGUUGGGACUUGGCUACAAAACCUGGACCCUGGGCCCUCGGUUCCGUGGGGUGAAGAUGAUUCCUCCAGGGCUUCACUUCCUCAACUCUAAUGAAGCAUGUGGUGACAUUGGCCCCAAAACGGGCCUGUUUCUGUCCCUGAAACCCCGGGAGUUGCUUGUAGCCCACUGGAACCAGAGAGAAGAUGAAUUGGAGUUCAGUAUGCGCUCGGCCUCCUCUGGGACCCAGAGGAGGCCGAGCGCAUACGGGCCAACCUCAGAGAACUGGACGCCUACUCAGAUCACACAGUGUAACAUGGAUCGGAGUUACGCUCUCAACUCUGUGCUUGAGAGGCAUUAUAAAGAGCAGCCGCUCGGUGUGCUAGGAGAGCUGCAGUUUGCCUUGGUUUGUUUCCUCGUGGGGAAUGUGUACGAGGCCUUCGAGCACUGGAAAAGCCUGCAGGCUCUGCUGUGCCGCUCCGAGGAGGCCAUGAAGGAGAGGAAGGAUCUGUAUCCGGGCCUCAUCGCCGUCCUCUGCCAUCAGCUGGGAGAAAUCCCUCCGCACUUCUUUGUGGACAUCGUGUCGCAGAAUGACUUCCUCCCCUCCACACUUCAGGACUUUUUCCAGUUUGCCAGCAGUCCCGGAGUCGACAGCACAUUACGGAAAAGAGCAGAACAAUUUCAAGUCCAUCUGACCAAAAGGUUUCGUUGGGACUUUGAUGCAGAUCUUGAUGAAUGCGCUCCAGUGUUGGUGGAGCUUCCGGCGGGAGUCACCCUGGACUGA